UCAAUUUUUUCUUACCACCAUUUCCUUCUUAGGACACGUGGUAACAGACCAGGGACUCCAACCGGAGCCGCAUAAGGUGGCAGCUGUCAGAGAUGCGCCGGUGCCUACGACUAUCAUGCAAGUUCGCACCUUUUUGGGUCUGGCCUCGUACUACCGAAGAUUUAUCAAGGGCUACGCAGCGAUUGCGGGACCCCUCACAAAUCUGCUGCGCAAAGAUCAGUCGUUGAUUUGGACGCCGGAGUGUGAUCAAGCGUUUUCGAAACUCAAGGCCGCUCUCAUUUCAGCUCCGGUCCUUAUAAGGCCGGAUCCCGAAAAACCUUUUGUGCUCAUUACUGACUGGCAGCCAGAGGCAAUUUCGGCGAUCUUUGCCCAGGUGGGACCAAGUGGACUCGAGAGUGUGGUGGAGUAUGCGUCCAAAUCGGUGCCCGCCUGCAAGCGCAACUACGCCACUCCAACGGGAGAAUGCUACGCGGCUCUCUGGGGAAUCAGUCACUUUCGCGCUUACCUGUACGGACGAAAGUUCACCCUGGUAACCGAUCAUGAGCCCCUGUUGGCUCUGAAGAAAUCGAAGGAUUACUCGGGCAUAAUCGAGCGAUGGGCAACGGUGCUGCAGAGCAUGGACUUUGACAUUCGUCAUCGGAAGCACGAGAGACACGGGAACGCAGACGGACUGACACGACUGCACCGACUUGAGAAAGUUCCGAAGAAUGAGGAGGUGAUUCCGUGGAACGAUCCCGAACAGGAGACUGGACCUCGGUACGACCAAGUGGAGAUCUUAUCGAAGCAGGAGUCCACGCGCAGUGGUAUUGGCGGAAGUAAUCUCAGUUCAUCGGCGAGCGGCUCCCGGGACGAGCCACGUCACCACGGUUGCGGUGUUCAGCGGCGAUAUCAGUUCGGUCAAUCCACGGUGGCAUACCGCGAUCUUGGCUUCGCUGUGAGAGUGGACGGAGCAAGUUGGACGGCGUGCUUGGAGGAGCCCAUGGACGAAGAUACGCUACCUUCACGGCAGGAGUAUCURAAGCCUUACGACAUCAUCCCUCAUGCCUUCUAUCCGAAGGCAAAGGAAGUGGUGAUCGACGAGGACGAAAAAGACGACGACGAGGAAACGUCGGAGGAAGGGAGCUAUAGCGAGUAUAGCGAGGGCGAGCUGAGUGAAGAAGAGGAGGAGGAAGAAGAAACCGGGUCUGAGUGGGAAGCCUUGCMGGAGGAAGCGGCGCGCACGGGCACAGAGGCGGAAGAUCCGGAAGCAGCGCGAAGGCACGAAGAAAUUGCCACUGGGAAACGCCAGCUGGAGUUCGCCAGCGGAGCCAGCUUGCGCAUCGGUAACGAUUUGACCAGGGAUCCGGAGCCGCCGAAGCCCGAAGAUGGCGACCCAGCAGCCGCCACCUCAAGCACUGCGUGACGAAGACGGAGCCAAUCCCCCUCCUCCUCCAGCCCCACCCGUCCCCCAGUUCGCCCACGU
Messenger RNA from Chara braunii, 1462 nucleotides. The record is from the annotation of a GenBank genome assembly. Lineage: Eukaryota; Viridiplantae; Streptophyta; Charophyceae; Charales; Characeae.